GAAACGGAAGCGAGAGUAGGGGGGCGUGUUUAGCAGAGGACGCACCGUCCCCGUUGGGUUUUCAGUUCAGUGUUUCUCCGCGAUGUUUCCAAGAGUCUCGGCGGUCUUACCUCUUCGCCCUCUUUCCCGCCUCCCUUUGUGCUCCGGAGGCCCGGAGGCAUCGGCGGCUGCGGUCGUGGUACUCGGUUCUCCGCACACAACGUUCAGGACAAAAAAUAAUAUCCAAAGAUAUUUUGGCACUAACAGCGUGAUCUAUAGCAAGAAAGAUGAGAAGUCUGUUCCAACCCAUGAGACUUCCAAGGAGACAGAGAGCCAAGAGAGUGUGAAGGAGACUACGAAGAAAGACUUGAUAAAUAUUAUUAAGGGCAUGAAAGUUGACUUAAGCACAGUAAAUGUACAAACAACAAAGCCACCCAACAGAAGGCAACUUAAAAGUUUGGAGGCUACAGUUGGCAGACCUCAUAAAGCUCCCAUAGAUGCCCCCCAAAAGAGAAGUGAGUCCCUGAGCCCUGAGUUGGUGGCGGCCGCAUCUGCUGUUGCAGACUCUCUCCCUUUUGACAAGCAGACAACCAAGUCGGAGCUGCUCAAGCAGCUACAGCAGCAUGAGGAAGCCUCGCGGGCACAGAAAGAUGGAGAAAGACCUAAAAUUAGUUUCAGUAACAUCAUAUCAGAUAUGAAAGUAGCCAAGUCUGCCACAGCAAGAACUAGUACCAGACCAGUGCAUCAGAUUCAGUUUGAUGAAGGAACUGAUGAUUUUGUUGCCCAGGAGAAGGCCACCGAUCUUAGAAAAAGUUUUAGGAAAAAUAUAUUCAAGGGGAAGAGACUUAAUAUUUUUGACCCCAAGGCAGUAACCGAAGAGGCACCUGAAACAGAGGCAGGACCUUCUCUUUGGGAUAUAGAAUUUGCUAAGCAGUUAGCUGCAGUCACUGAACAACCCUUUCAGAAUGGUUUUGAAGAGAUGAUCCAGUGGACAAAAGAGGGGAAAUUGUGGGAGUUCCCAAUAAACAAUGAAGCAGGUUUUGAUGAUGAUGGUUCAGAAUUUCAUGAGCAUAUAUUUCUGGAUAAAUACUUAGAAGAUUUUCCAAAACAAGGACCAAUUCACCAUUUCAUGGAGCUGGUGACCUGUGGCCUUUCCAAAAAUCCGUAUCUGAGUGUUAAACAGAAGGUUGAACACAUAGAGUGGUUUAGAAAUUAUUUUAAUGAAAAACGGGACAUUCUAAAAGAAAGUGGCAUACAGUUCAAUUGAAGAUCAUGGACAUUUUUAUUUCAGGCUGUUGGAGAUUCGUAUUAUAACUAAAUAAAAUUUUACGGGAAGUUUUCCUA
Molecule: messenger RNA, 1323 nt
Organism: Vicugna pacos (alpaca)
Lineage: Eukaryota; Metazoa; Chordata; Mammalia; Artiodactyla; Camelidae
Gene: MRPS31
Product: mitochondrial ribosomal protein S31
Cellular component (GO): mitochondrial small ribosomal subunit
Molecular function (GO): structural constituent of ribosome
Source: RefSeq, a predicted model, not a curated record